AUGAGGCGCCUGCCCUGGAGGCGGUCGGUGAGGGGCUGCAGCCCCCAGCCCCAGCGAUGCCCCUCCAGCUCCUCGGCCAGCCGCCCGCUGCCACAGGAGAUGAGCCAGAAUACGGGCCAGCGGCGCAUGAACCCCCUCAACAUCCAGAUGCUCUCCAGGACCCUCCACGAGCAGAUCUUCCGCGGUGCCCAGGUGUGCUACUCGGCGGCGGACGUGCAGCGGAGCGUGGAGCACCUGCAGCGCCACGACCUGUGGGGCAAGGAGACCUCCACGCUGCCCGACGUGGACCUGCGGCUGCCCCGCAUGUACGGGGACAACAUCGACGAGCACUUUCGCCUCCUGGCACAGAAACAGAGCUUGCCCUACCUGGAGGCGGCACACGAGCUGCUGCGGUGUGAGCUGCCCCCCCUGCCUGCCCAGUGGGCAUGGCAGCUGGGCUGGACCCGCUACAGCCCUGACGGGCGAGCAGAGCCUGUGGACUUCCCCGAGGAGCGGGCGAUGGUGCUGGACGUGGAGGUGUGCGUGGCUGAUGGCCACUGCCCGACGCUGGCUGUGGUGGUCUCACCAAAUGCCUGGUACUCGUGGUGCAGCAGGCGGCUGCUGGAGCAGCGAUACUCCUGGUCCAGCCACCUCACUCUGGCCGACCUCAUCCCCAUGGAGAGCCCGGCAGGUGCCAGCUGUGCCGGCAAGGAGGACUGGAGGGAGAGUGUGGUGGUGGGGCACAACGUGGCCUUCGACCGGGCAUUCAUCAAGGAGCAGUACCUUAUCCAGGGCUCUAAGAUGCGUUUCCUGGACACUAUGAGCAUGCACAUGGCCAUCUCGGGGCUGACAGGCUUCCAGCGCAGCCUCUGGAUGGCUGCCAAGCAUGGCAAGAGGAAGGGGAUGCAGCAGGUCAAGGAGCACAUGAAGAAAACACGCAGCAAAACAGAGGGGCCAGCGAUGACUUCGUGGGACUGGGUGCACGUCAGCAGCAUCAACAACCUGGUGGAUGUGCAUGCGCUUUACGUCGGGGGGGAGCCGCUGGAGAAGGAGGCACGGGAGAUCUUUGUGAAGGGGACCAUGGCUGACAUCAGGAGUAACUUCCAGGACCUGAUGUCGUACUGUGCCCGUGAUGUCCAGGCCACCCACGAGGUAUUUCAGGAGCAGCUGCCACUCUUCAUGGAGAGGUGUCCCCACCCUGUGACAUUUGCAGGGAUGCUGGAGAUGGGGGUGUCCUACCUGCCAGUCAAUGGGAACUGGAAGAGGUACCUGGACGAUGCUCAGGGCGUCUACGAGGAGCUGCAGAAGGAAAUGAAGAAGUCCCUGAUGAACCUGGCCAACGAUGCCUGCCAGCUGCUGCACGAGCACAGGUACAAGGAUGACCCCUGGCUCUGGGAUCUCGAGUGGGACACACAGGAGUUUAAACAAAAGAAGAACCCAAAAAAGAAGAAGAAGAAAGAUGAGGAUGGGAACAGCCAAGUCUCCCUGGCAGCAACAGGCGCAGAAGGCUCAGCGCAGGAGUGGCAGGAGGACCCUGGUCCCCCCGGCGAGGAUGAGGAGCUGAAAGUCCCUGCCAGCCAGCUCUGUCUGGAGCGCCUGAAGGAGACAGUCGCGCUGCAACCCAAGAGACUCCAGCACCUGCCAGGCCACCCGGGCUGGUACCGCAAGCUGUGCCCACGCCUGGAGGAGGCGGGGUGGGUGCCUGGACCCAGCCUCAUCAGCCUGCAGAUGAGGGUGACCCCGAAGCUGAUGCGCCUGGCCUGGGACGGUUUCCCUCUCCAUUACUCAGACAAGCAUGGCUGGGGAUACCUGGUGCCAGGACGGCAGGACAAUUUGCCAGCAACCCCCUCAGAGAUCGAUGAGCCUUCCUGCCCAUACAGGGUGAUUGAGAACCUGUACAAGCAGUACUGCCUGGAGAAAGGCAAGGAGCAGCCCCCGGGGCUGGAGGGUGCCAUGGAGGACGAGCUGCUGGUGAUGGAUGGCAGCACAAUGUGGCAGAAGGUGGAGGAGCUGAGCCGUGUGGAAGUGGAUGCAGAGGAGAAAAUGGGCAGGGUGGACCAGAGCCUGGUGCAGGAGGAGGUGGAUGAGUUGUGCGACAGGCUGGAGAUGAGCCAGCCCUUGUACCACCAUGGCAACGGUCCCUACAACGAUGUCAACAUCCCUGGGUGCUGGUUCUUCAAGCUGCCUCACAAGGACGGGAAUGAAAACAAUGUGGGAAGCCCUUUUGCCAAGGAUUUCCUGCCCCAGAUGGAGGACGGCACCCUGCGGGCUGCUGUGGGCCGCACCCACGGGACCAGAGCCCUUGAGAUUAACAAAAUGAUCUCAUUUUGGAGGAAUGCUCACAAGCGGAUCAGCUCCCAGAUAGUGGUGUGGCUGAAGAAGGGAGAGCUGCCUCGUGUGGUGACCAGACACCCUGACUAUAACGAGGAGGACAAUUACGGAGCCAUCCUGCCGCAGGUGGUGACCGCAGGCACCAUCACCCGCCGGGCGGUGGAACCCACCUGGCUGACAGCCAGCAAUGCCCGGGCUGACCGGGUGGGCAGUGAGCUGAAAGCCAUGGUCCAGGUGCCACCCGGCUACUCCCUGGUGGGCGCAGACGUGGAUUCCCAGGAGCUCUGGAUAGCCGCCGUCCUUGGCGAGGCGCACUUCGCUGGCAUGCACGGCUGCACGGCCUUCGGCUGGAUGACCCUGCAGGGCAAGAAGAGCAAUGCGACGGACCUGCACAGCAAGACGGCUGCCACGGUGGGGAUCAGCCGGGAGCACGCCAAGGUCUUCAACUACGGGCGCAUCUACGGGGCCGGGCAGCCCUUCGCCGAGCGGCUGCUGAUGCAGUUCAACCACCGGCUGACGCAGCAGCAGGCGCGUGAGAAGGCCCAGCAGAUGUACGCGGUCACCAAGGGCAUCCGCAGGUUUCAUCUGUCCGAGGAGGGGGAGUGGCUGGUGAGGCAGCUGGACCUGGCAGUGGACAGGGCGGAGGAUGGAUCGGUGUCAGCCCAGGAUGUCCAGCGACUCCAGAGAGAAGCCAUGAAAAGGUCCCGGAAGAGGGGUAAGUGGAAUGUGGUGGGGCACCGAGUGUGGGCUGGAGGCACCGAGUCAGAGAUGUUCAACAAGCUGGAGAGCAUCGCCUUAUCCCCCACCCCACAGACCCCAGUGCUGGGCUGUCACAUCAGCAGGGCCCUGGAGCCCGCCGUGGUCAAGGGGGAGUUUGUGACCAGCAGAGUGAACUGGGUGGUGCAGAGCUCAGCUGUUGACUACCUGCACCUCAUGUUGGUCGCCAUGAAGUGGCUCUUCGAGGAGUUUGACAUCAAGGGGCGCUUCUGCAUCAGCAUCCAUGACGAGGUGCGUUACCUGGUCCAGCAGCAAGACCGCUACCGGGCAGCCCUGGCCCUGCAGAUCACCAACCUCCUCACAAGGUGCAUGUUUGCCUACAAACUGGGCCUCCAGGAUCUGCCACAGUCAGUGGCUUUCUUCAGUGCGGUGGAUAUUGACCAGUGCCUAAGGAAAGAGGUGACCAUGAACUGUGUGACGCCCUCAAAUCCAAUGGGGAUGGAGAAGUAUGGCAUCCCUCAAGGGGAAGCACUGGAUAUAUAUCAGAUAAUUGAAAUAACCAAAGGUUCGCUGGAGAAGAAGUGAUGACGCUAGAGUGCCAGAAGGACAGUUGUCCAGACUGUGUGCCAGAGCCUCGCUGUCCUUUAAGGAGGUCUUUUGGCAGGGACUGAUCCCAGUCACUCCAUUUCCCUUUUGCUGUAAGAAGGGAUGUUCCUGGGGAAGAAGAUUUUGGUAGCAGCAUAUUUGAAUAGCAGAGGUGCUUCUGAGGGCAGCGGCCACCUGUAAAACCUGAGACAGGGGCCAGAGUCGCUGCUUGCACUCCCGUGGGCACAAAGGAAGAAGGCAUAAGUAUUUGACAAGAGAAACAAUAAACCAUCAUCUCCAUACAUGCAGCUCUCCAAGACCAAGGUGAAUCCACCACGGAACAGGCACUGUGGGAGGAGGCAGCAGCAGCAGCAGCCCCGGUUUAUUUUUUUCGCCGUCUCUUCUUUUUGGGUUCCUGGUUCUCAUCUGUGUGCUCUGCUGCGCUGCUCUGGAGAGGGGAGGGAGAGAGUAGCAGUACAGACUGUGAUUGUUUUUGUGUGAUUAGUCUAGGGAAUGUUUAUCUAAAGCAAGAAACCAGAUGUGCUGAAAAGGAUUUAGCUCUUUUUUUUUUCUCCCUAACUAAAUGACAUGAAUAUGGGACUUCUGUCACCCACUGAGACUUUCCCUGUGGGCCAGCCCCACUCUCGAAUUCAUGUGGAACUUAGAUCACAGGCUACCAGUGGCACAGGACAGGGACUGUGUCCUGGGUUUUGGCUUAUUGAAACACUCAGGAAAAUAUGGACAGACACACCAAUAAAAACCUGGACAAUCAGCAAACAGCUUAUUUUUCUUAU
This is a messenger RNA of Manacus vitellinus (golden-collared manakin), 4406 nucleotides long. It is a transcript of the gene POLG, whose product is annotated as DNA polymerase gamma, catalytic subunit. Gene Ontology annotation, molecular function: 3'-5' exonuclease activity; DNA-directed DNA polymerase activity; DNA binding. Gene Ontology annotation, cellular component: gamma DNA polymerase complex; mitochondrion. The record is from RefSeq and is a predicted model, not a curated record. Gene Ontology annotation, biological process: mitochondrial DNA replication. The transcript has 22 exons. The coding region runs from base 1 to 3612 and encodes 1203 amino acids. NCBI's taxonomy places the organism in Eukaryota, Metazoa, Chordata, Aves, Passeriformes, Pipridae.